Messenger RNA from Olea europaea var. sylvestris, 1188 nucleotides. RefSeq names its product fatty acyl-CoA reductase 3-like. Gene Ontology annotation, cellular component: intracellular membrane-bounded organelle. Gene Ontology annotation, biological process: long-chain fatty-acyl-CoA metabolic process; suberin biosynthetic process. NCBI's taxonomy places the organism in Eukaryota, Viridiplantae, Streptophyta, Magnoliopsida, Lamiales, Oleaceae. Gene Ontology annotation, molecular function: alcohol-forming very long-chain fatty acyl-CoA reductase (NADP+) activity. The coding region runs from base 1 to 1173 and encodes 390 amino acids. The transcript is spliced from 8 exons. The record is from RefSeq and is a predicted model, not a curated record.
AUGAAGGUAGACAAGAGUUGCAUGUUGAAACAAUUAAAGCACGGUUUUGUUUGUUUUGCUGAAUUUUCUCAACCUCCUAGUACUUUCGUUGAUCUACUUACUGCUGUAUUUAUUGUUGCUUUCAUAUCCCAGGUUAUUUCAAAGGAUUUAUUUGGGGUUCUGAAAGAUCAACGUGGAGCAAAUUUUACGUCUUUUAUAUCAGAUAAGAUUACAAUUGUACCUGGUGAUGUUACUUGUGAAAACUUGGGAAUUAAUGACUUGAAUCUGUCACACGAGAUAUUCACAGAGGUAGAUGUUGUGAUUAAUCUAGCUGCAACUACUAAGUUUGACGAAAGAUAUGACGUUGCACUGGGGAUCAAUACUCUUGGACCUAUGCAUGUUUUGAACUUUGCUAAAACGUGUGGUAAAUUGAAGGUGCUUCUUCACGUAUCAACUGCUUAUGUGUGUGGUGAAAGAGAGGGAGUCAUACUUGAGAAACCCUUCAACCUGGGUGACACUCUUAAUGGAACAUCUGGACUGGAUAUAAAUGCUGAGAAACAACUAAUUGAGGAAAGACUGAAAGAACUCAAUGCUGAGAAUGUUUCUGCAAAAUCGAUUACCUCAGCAAUGAAGGAUUUGGGAAUUCAAAGAGCAAGAAAGUAUGGUUGGCCAAAUACCUACGCAUUUACAAAGGCAAUGGGAGAAAUGCUUAUUGGAAUCUUCAAACAAAACAUACCCCUCGUCAUCAUCCGUCCAACCAUUAUAACUAGUACAUAUAAAGAGCCCUUUCCCGGUUGGCUUGAAGGAGUCAGAAACAUUGAUAGCUUUGUACUUGGAUAUGGUAAAGGAAGGAUUAAAUGCAUUCCUGGAGAUCCUCAUAGCAUAGUAGACUUGAUUCCAGCAGACAUGGUGGUGAAUGCUAUGAUAGCAGCAAUGGUGGCUCAUGCGGAUGAACCUGAUACUCACAUUAUUUACCAUGUUGGAUCUUCUAUGGCUAACCCCGUCUCUUAUAGCUCUCUUCAAGAUUUUGGACUCCAUUACUUCACCAAGAAUCCAUGGACUGGUGAGGAUGGAAAGCCAACCAUUGUUGUCAAGGCUAUGCAGUUGAGUUCCAUGGCUAUCUUUCAAAGAUACAUGAAGAUUCGUUACCUGAUUCCUUUGAAGGUACGAUAUGCCUGUUACAUACAGUACUAAAUAGUAAAAGACAUU